Molecule: messenger RNA, 2318 nt
Organism: Misgurnus anguillicaudatus (oriental weatherfish)
Lineage: Eukaryota; Metazoa; Chordata; Actinopteri; Cypriniformes; Cobitidae
Gene: nr2f1b
Product: nuclear receptor subfamily 2, group F, member 1b
Biological process (GO): regulation of DNA-templated transcription
Molecular function (GO): sequence-specific DNA binding; DNA-binding transcription factor activity; zinc ion binding
Source: RefSeq, a predicted model, not a curated record
UCAAUAGACCACCGCCGGAGCACUCGAGACCAGAAACAAAAAGUGUGGUCGUUUUCUUUUGGAUCAUAAACGUGCCAGUUGAAUUCGUCCACCUCUUUCUUUAAGGAUACCCGCGCUGCUUUAAAUGAAUGCUGUGAGUUAAAUUCUUCCCUUCAUGCCUGUCAAUCAUGUCAGCAGAAGGUUUCACAGCACCGCGUCUUUGCUGCGCUCGGAUCUGAUCAGUUUGUCGAUUCCGUCUGCCCCCUUUACGCGCGGAGGCAUCACCGACACGGAGUUCCUAAAGUCCGCGUGAUUAUCUCCUCUUGGUCUUUUUGUGCACGCAUCUCUAAUCUCAUCGCGUGUUUUCGAUGCGCAUUCCCCAUCAAUUGUUCGUGCAUGGAUAAGACACGACUGGCUUUUCUGAAUCGUUCUGGGGGAAACGCGUAAAAGAUUCCGGCCACUUACAACCGCAGUCCAGCCAUGGCCAUGGUGGUGAGUGUGUGGAGGGACCCGCAGGAGGAAUCAGGGGGAUCAUUGGAUGAUCACACCGGAUCGGGAAAAGACCACCACAACCCGCGCCUGAGCGCAGCAUCGCACUCUCCAAACGCUGGAGUCUCAUCGGCGGAUGAUAAAGGGCAGACGUCAGCGCCGACCCAGCAGCAUGUUGAAUGCGUGGUUUGCGGUGAUAAAUCCAGCGGGAAACAUUACGGACAGUUCACGUGCGAGGGCUGCAAAAGUUUCUUUAAACGAAGUGUUCGACGGAACUUAACGUACACGUGCCGGGCCAACAGAACCUGCCCAGUGGACCAGCACCACAGGAACCAGUGCCAGUACUGCCGACUGAAGAAAUGUCUAAAAGUGGGAAUGAGGCGAGAAGCGGUUCAGCGAGGACGAAUGGCCCCGAACCAGCCGAACCCAGGCCAUUACAUGCUGACCAACGGAGACCCGCUGACCGGUCAGUGUUACCUGUCCGGUUACAUCUCUCUCCUGCUACGGGCUGAGUCCUAUCCUGCCUCCCGAUACGGCAACCAAUGCAUGCAAUCCGGUAACAUCAUGAGCAUAGAGAACAUCUGCGAGCUGGCGGCCCGUUUGCUCUUCAGCGCGGUGGAAUGGGCCAAGAACAUCCCGUUCUUUCCUGAUCUCCAAAUCACGGAUCAGGUGUCUCUGCUCAGACUCACCUGGAGCGAGCUUUUUGUUCUGAACGCGGCCCAGUGCGCAAUGCCCAUCCACGUGGCCCCUCUCCUUGCCGCCGCCGGACUUCACGCCUCACCGAUGACCGCGGACCGGGUCGUGGCCUUCAUGGAUCAUAUCCGAUUCUUCCAGGAGCAGGUGGAGAAACUCAAGGCCCUGCAGGUGGACUCUGCCGAAUACAGCUGUGCCAAAGCAAUAGUGCUGUUCACGUCAGAUGCAUGCGGUCUGUCAGAUGUGCCGCACAUUGAAGGGCUUCAGGAGAAAUCUCAGUGCGCACUGGAGGAGUACGUGCGCAGUCAGUACCCGAAUCAACCCAUGCGCUUCGGCAAGCUGCUGCUGAGACUCCCCGCUCUUCGUAUGGUCUCAUCCGCCGUCAUCGAACAGCUUUUCUUCGUUCGUCUGGUGGGUAAAACCCCAAUUGAAACGCUUAUAAGGGACAUGCUGCUAUCUGGGAGUAAUUUCAACUGGCCAUAUAUGUCCAUUCAAUGACUCCACAAAGAAAAAGAAAAUGGACGUUUGGUGAGCAUUUGCAGACCUUACACAACUCAACAGCAUCGAUGAACGAUGCAGACAGAAACUGAUCUGAAAUCUCACUUUGUGAAUUUAUAUAGAAACGAUAUACUUGUUAUGUGAAAAUGUGAAGCUUAAGACUCUCUCUCUUUAUCUCUCUCUGUCUUUUAACAGUCAAUCAUGUGCCAUAAAUUCUCUAAAAAUAACUAAUGCAUUUCUUUAGCAGUGUAAUUGUCCAUUUUACAUAUUUCAAGCCAAAUGCCAUCAAAUGUCUUAGUUUAGUUUUAUGAACAAUUAAGGAGGAACUUUGAUCCAAAAUAACUUGCUAUUGUUUUUUUUCUGUAUAAUACGUUACAGCAACAUCUAUUUUGCGUUUUUCGCAACUGAGAAAGCGGUGACAAUGGAUUGAUCAAUUAUUUAUUUUACUGUAUUUAUUUUUCUGCCCACAAACUUCCUGUACACGUGAUCUAAACAAUCAACACAGCACUUAACGCAUUGACUUUCUGAGGAUCAAAUCGGUGCUUUUCUCUAGGUUUAAAAUAUUACCCUUGACUAAAAUCUUUUAACUUGCUGAUGAUUAUUUGGGCUGUUGGAUUUGAUGUACGGCACAACACUGAUUAAACUAUUUCCAUUAAUCA